This is a messenger RNA of Penaeus monodon (black tiger shrimp), 2978 nucleotides long. RefSeq names its product alpha-2-macroglobulin-like protein 1. NCBI's taxonomy places the organism in Eukaryota, Metazoa, Arthropoda, Malacostraca, Decapoda, Penaeidae. The annotation marks the transcript as partial. Gene Ontology annotation, molecular function: endopeptidase inhibitor activity; protein binding. The transcript has 18 exons. The record is from RefSeq and is a predicted model, not a curated record.
AUUCUACGACCCUUAUUGUACUUUGAUAACGACAUUCGAUACAGUGUAGCUCCCUAUGGGGACUUUUGUGAUGAGGUCAUUCACGGUGGCUCGGGUGAUGACGGUGGUGGCACUGAUGAUGUGGCUGAUUUCGACGGGGGCUUUGCUGACCUCGGUGCGGGAGAAGGUGCUGCCUCUGAAGACGCUGCCUCGUCCAUUAUCUGUCCAGCAGUGUUGUGUUUUAUACCAGAGGAAGAUAACUGUACAGAAGUGCCUGGUGUCUGCUGUUCUCAGUGGAUCUGCGGUGAUGGGCCGAGAGAGUGUGUUCUCGAGACGGGCGAAGUCCACCAGAUCGGUGACACGUGGACCAAUGGCUGCGAGACAUGCAACUGUGUGUACUCGGGUAACGGGGCCGUCGUCAGUUGCUACAAGCGAUACUGCAUCCCGGCGCCACACAGGGAUUGCGUAGAAGUGUUCAGGGAAGGGGAGUGCUGUCCGGACUACCAUUGUAGCAGCACGACCUGCAAGUAUGACAACCGCUACUACGGCGUCGGGGAGUCGUGGAAGACGGAGGACUACUGCCAGACGUGCACCUGCACGAAGGGCGACCCGAUUCCCGAGAUAAGUUGCGAUGAGCCGGAGACUUGCAAGCCGGCGCCCAGUCCCGCCUGCAGGCCGAUCGAGUCCGCCAGGGAGUGCUGUCCGGUGGCGUGGGACUGCUCCGAUGCCUACCUGAUCACGGUGCCCAAGGUGUUCGUGCGGGGAAGGCAGUCGACGGUGUGUGUGUUCCUCGAGGACGACCCGCCUGUCUCGGUUAACCUUACGGUUGCAAUGACGAUCGGGAAGGAUGAAAUUCAUGCCACAGUUCUUGAGACAGUGUCGGACAGACAUGUGUGUGUGGACUUCCCCGUGCCUGACGGCGGCGACGCCUUUGGCUACCUGGCUAUCAUGGGAACCGUCGGCGAAGUUCACUUGUCAGAAGAGCUGAGGAUCUACCUCGUCUCCGUCGGCAAGACUUUCUUGCAGACGGACAAGUACCUGUACGAGGAAGGGCAAAUUGUUAAGUUCCGCGUGCUGAGCGUCGAGGGCGAGAGGGCCGCCGUCUCCUACGAGGACCUGGACGAGGUGUGGAUAACCUCGCCGACAGAGACGCGGCUGGUGCAGUGGCUCAACGUCAGCAACAGCCGCGGCCUCGUGCACCUCGAAUUCCCGUUGGCCGAGCACGUGCAGGAGGGAACGUACACAAUCCACGUACGAGCUGAAGGACGAGUCACAACCCAGGAUUUCAAGGUCGAGCCAUACGUACUACCAAGAUUCGAAGUCACGGUCCGCCCUCCGCCAUACACGCUUAUCUCCCAGGCAGUGAUCACGGUCGAAGUCUGUGCUGAUUACACAUAUGGGCAACCCGUGACAGGCAGCGGCAAUCUUUUUGUGAGGAAGAACAGGUACUAUUAUUUCGAAGACACAGUAGACGACGUUCUUUCCAUUCCUAUCCCGACCUUCAGCGGUUGCACGGACGUCGAGGUGGACACAGGCCUGAUCAACACAGAAGGUUACGGCUUCAUAGGCAUGCUUUCCCUGACAGCUGACAUCGCCGAGGAAGGCACCGGCAACAUGGCCUCAGGCACCGCCACCAUCCAGCUGGCUACCCAACUUCUCUACUUCACGCAGAUUAGCCGAGUGAAAGAUGCCAAGCCGGGCCUGCCCUUCGAGAUGCAGAUUCAAGCGAGGUUCCCAGACGAAACCGGCGCGCCAGGUGUCGAGGUAAAAGCCUGUGUCGGAACCGCAUGCAAAAACUUCGUGACGGACGAGCGCGGUGCCUUCACUGUAAUCGUGCCUCCUCACCUCGUCAAACCUCAAGGCCAUCUCGAGGUAAUUCUGGCGAACGAAGAUAAGCAAGAAGGAAACCUUGGCCACCUUUACUCUUCAAUGGCUUAUUUCUACUUCAAUGUUUACUACUCCGAGUCGAACUCCAGUCUCUCUCUCGCCAUCCCGACGGACGCUCUUGCCUGCUCUCCAGGAGAGGACCUCGAUCUAUCUCUGCCGGUGCUCUUCGUGGCGAACAAUAUAAACAAGGCUUUGAUGAGAGUGCAGGUGAUAUCGAGGAGCCAGGUGGUGUUCACUAACUCGUUCGAACAAGACCUGGUGGCUUCGGCCUUGGCUCUGGAUGACAGCGCGCUCCUCGAACCCUUGGCGGAGCUCGAGGCGGGAUUCGUCAGGGGAUCCUUCAUUCUCGACCUGAAGUUGCCUUACUCUGCGUCGCCCUUGGUCAAUGUUUUGAUCUGGUAUUCCACUGCCGCCGGCGAAGUGAUUGCAGCCUCUGGCACUGUGGAAGUUAGCACCUGUCUGCCCACCAUCGCCAACCUGGCAUGGGCUCCCUCGGACACCGCGGCGCCAAAGGACGACGUUCAGGUCACAAUCACAGCGUCGCCAAACUCCAUCUGCUCGCUGGGUAAACGGUGGCAGCUUUUGAGAGAGAGAGAGAGAGAGAGAGAGAGAGAGAGAGAGAGAGAGAGAGGAGGGUUCGAAUCCUUCCGAGGAAAACGGGGAAGCCUGUCAACCGCCGCCGUGUUUCAGCUUUUACAGGCAACCGAGCCGUAUAUAUGGUUGAACAGCCAAAUUAAUGAUUAUGCUUAUUGCUCAGGAGAUUCCCCUGCAUCAUACUAUGAUGAUGUCAUAGAGGAAUUACCCAUAGCCAAGCGUAGUUACUUUUGGAUGCCGUUUACAAGCUUGUACAUAGAUGCGCUGUCAGCAUUUAAUGAUGCGACCGUCCUUGUGCUUUCUGAUCUGACAAUUGAAACUCGACCCUGCGAAGCACGAGAUUACGGUGGAUUUUAUCGUAAGUUUUUACUGAUUUUGUCAUUUAAUGGAUGUAUAGAUCCAGAUUACGUUUAGUAGUUGUAAACGAAUGCUAUCAGAUUUAAAAUUUCAAUCACGAAUAUGUUUAGAUCCAGAUAGUAGUAAUAGUUAACACUUACACACUUUGUGAAUGCACUAAU